AAGAAGAAGAAGAAGAAGAAGAGGUAGAGGCUGACGGGUUCGAGGUCGAGGUCGAGGUUGAGCCCGCAGACGGGGAUGAAGAAGCCUUGCUGCCGGCGACCUGGGGGUUGCUGGAGUUGAUAUUGCUGGUAUUAUGAUGAUGAUGAUGCUUACUGCUGCUGCUACUGCUGAGACUGCUGCUGCUGGCGAUGUGGUCUUCGAGCGGGAUGUAGGGCCGGUGCUUGAGAUGCUGGUGGAGGGAGUUUGAUCUGUCAAGCGCAGGCCUGCUCAUUGAAAGAGAUGUUACAGAGACUAUACGGCGGAAGUAGAAGUAGAGGAAGAAGCAAGGGGCCGGGGAGAGCAGGGCAUGAAGGGAUUAUCAAAAGAGAGAAGAAGCGAGAGAAGGAGAGGAAGAGGAAGAGGAAGAAGCGGAGAUUGAUGUUUAAGGAAGAAGAAGGGAAGAAGAAGAAAAAGGCGAAACAACGUGGUGGAAACUCUCUUCUUUUUCUUCCUGCGUCCCUUGAGCGCUACGACUUCUCAUCCAGCAAGGGCCUUAACCCUCAAACUUCGACCUCUUUUUUUUCUUUUUUCUUUUGCUCUUAAACUAAAAGUCAAGCUAACUAAGUAAGCUCUUAGUCUUCAAUCGUCAACAUCAACGACUUUUCUCUUCUUCUUCUUCUUCCGCUUCUUCAGCGACAGAGAAGAAAAAAAAGGGGGGGGAAAAGCAAAAAAACCAAGAGGUAAGAUUACGUGACGAUACGAGGACAGGCAGCCCAGCG
Messenger RNA from Trichophyton rubrum CBS 118892, 758 nucleotides. RefSeq lists its product as uncharacterized. NCBI's taxonomy places the organism in Eukaryota, Fungi, Ascomycota, Eurotiomycetes, Onygenales, Arthrodermataceae. The record is from RefSeq and is a predicted model, not a curated record. The coding region runs from base 280 to 582 and encodes 100 amino acids. The transcript has a single exon.